Scatophagus argus is the source of this 2206-nucleotide messenger RNA. RefSeq names its product forkhead box C1b (gene foxc1b). Gene Ontology annotation, molecular function: DNA-binding transcription factor activity, RNA polymerase II-specific; RNA polymerase II cis-regulatory region sequence-specific DNA binding. The record is from RefSeq and is a predicted model, not a curated record. NCBI's taxonomy places the organism in Eukaryota, Metazoa, Chordata, Actinopteri, Scatophagidae. Bases 325 to 1731 code for a protein of 468 amino acids. The transcript has a single exon. Gene Ontology annotation, biological process: cell differentiation; regulation of transcription by RNA polymerase II; anatomical structure morphogenesis.
GGUUCAUUUCGUCCUCCAAUUGGAUGAUGGAGCACACAUUCGGGGAGGAGCAGCCCGAGAAGCCAAAAGGGAGGAAAAAAAUGUGAAGAGUAAAAAAAAGUAGUGCAGACUCAGGCUCCUCCAGCCCUCCAGCCUUCUCAGUCUUCCAAAUGUUCAGUGCAGCAGUGCGCGCUCUCUCCGGCUCAGCGCGGCGAGCUGUCGCUUAGAGGAGGACUGAAUUCACACUGAAUUCAGACGGAAGACAAGCGGGAGCAGAACCGGAGCCCAACUCGUGAGAGUUUGUGCGGGGCCAGCAGUUCGGGGAGGUUUUACGCAUUGCGCAGGAUGCAGGCGCGCUACUCCGUCUCCAGCCCCAACUCUUUGGGAGUCGUACCGUACAUCAGCAGCGAGCAGAGCUACUACCGGGCCGGCGGGGGAUACACCGGGAUGCCUGCGCCCAUGAGCAUGUACUCCCAUGCGGCCCACGACCAGUACCCGGCCAGCAUGGCGCGGGCGUACGGACCGUACACCCCUCAGCACCAGACGAAGGACAUGGUCAAACCUCCCUACAGCUACAUCGCCCUCAUCACCAUGGCCAUCCAGAACUCCCCGGAGAAAAAGAUCACCCUGAACGGGAUUUAUCAGUUCAUCAUGGAGAGGUUCCCCUUCUACCGGGACAACAAGCAGGGCUGGCAGAACAGCAUAAGGCACAAUCUGUCUCUCAAUGAGUGCUUUGUCAAAGUGCCCCGGGACGAUAAGAAGCCCGGAAAGGGCAGCUACUGGACCCUGGACCCGGACUCCUACAACAUGUUUGAGAACGGCAGCUUCCUACGGCGCAGGAGAAGGUUCAAAAAGAAGGACGUGCAGAAGGACAAGGAUGAGCGGGAGAGGCAGGGAAAGGACCCCUCUGCCCGCACCCCGGGCAGGGAGCAGGAGCCGCCGGUGCAGGGCUCUCAGCCCGUGCGGAUCCAGGAUAUAAAGACGGAGAACGGGACCUCGACGCCACCGCAGGCCGCGUCCCCGGUCCUGAACGCCGUGCCCAAGAUCGAGAGCCCCGACAGCAGCAGCAGCAUGUCAACAGGCAGCCCGCACAGCGUUCCCUCCACCCGCUCACUCAGCAUGGACGGAGCCGAGCACCACCACCACCACGGCCAGGGCUUCAGCGUGGACAACAUCAUGACCACCCUGCGGGGGUCCCCGCACGGCGAGCUGUCCCCGCCACUCGUCGCCUCCUCUCGGACAGGUAUCACCCCCUCACUGCCGCUCAGCUACUCCCCCAACCAGACUCCCGCGUACAGCUCGACGGCCUGCAACCAGAACGUCAUCUCCACGAACUCCAACGCGACGUAUCACUGCAACAUGCAAGCCAUGAGUCUGUACGCGGGGGACAGGUCAUCCGGCGGCCACCUGGCGCCGUCCACCACGGUGGACGAGGCCCUGCCCGACUACUGCAUCACCACCACCACCGCGUCCCCGCUCGGACACGGCAACCUGAGCCAGGCGGGCCAGGACGGCCACCUCGCACACCAGGGGCGGCUCGCGUCCUGGUACGGGGACCUGAGCCACUUGAGCCCGGCUUACCCCGCGCAGCAGCAGAACUUUCACUCUGUGCGGGAGAUGUUCGAGUCCCAGCGGAUCGGGCUGAACGGCUCCCCGGUCAACGGGAAUAGCAGCUGUCAGAUGGCCUUCCCGUCCGGCCAGUCCAUCUACCGCACCUCAGGAGCUUUUGUUUAUGACUGCAGCAAGUUCUGAAAGCCAAAGUGUGCCUUUUAAAUUAAUAACUCUAAUAUAUGUUUUCUAUAUUUUUUGUACUUUUGGUCUUUUAUUCACAUCCGAAUGGACAUCAGAGAUUCAAAGACUUUUUCUGUCGAGGCGUGUGUAACAACCAAAGCACGUAAGUGUCUUCCCUCUCACUUUGAGAAUUGUUUAUAAAGAUGGCUCAAAUACCAGCUUUUAUUACAGACUGUAAAUUAUAGCCUAAUAUAGUAAUUUAUUUUUAGGAAAAGGGAGUGGAUGGAUACCGAGGACCAAACACUUAAAAGUUUUUCCAGUUUUCUUAUCGCUGCCUUUAAAUUCCCUCCCAGUUCUUGUAUAGAAACUGAGGGAGGAGGGGGGGCUUUGUAGUCUAUACUGACUUAUUUUAUUCAUUUUGUCCUGUUUGUUAAAAAAACUAUUUUGAAGGCAUUACAUUCUGUUUGUUUAAUAAAGUGCCGUCUAUUUGAGUUAA